ACCAUUUAAUGGAUAAAGUGGCUUCAGAAAAUGGAUGGAUGGAUGUAACCAGAUUGAUCUCCAAAUCUGUAGUAAUAUUGCCAAGUGUUUGAUAAAAUGCAAUGUAAGAGAAAAGCUUCACGAUACAGAAAACGUCCACACUUCAGAAUCUAUACGUCAUAUUCGUAUUGCAUUUAUGCAUUUGGACAUAUAUAAAGGAUUUGACGAUCCUAUAGCAGCCAAGCGCCGAGAAAAUCCACCCGCGAUUGAGAGCUCUCGGAUUAAAUGCAGUUUAAGACAUCAGAGCUGUUGACAUUUCAGUACCUUGGAGAGCUCCCGGACUCCGAGGCACAUGCGUAAUAAGGCUGCCCGUGAGGUGACCGAGAUAAAACAGACACGGCGGAGCUCCUCUUCACAGACACCAACUUCUUUAGUCAGCAGUAGGCAACCGGUGAAGAAGCGGUGCACACGGCGAACAAACUUAUAAACGAAAAGCGACAUUUUGAGAGACAUAAGACGACGAAGCAGAUGGAUUAGUGUGUGGAGCGCGGUAUACGCAAAAGUAUCGGAAGGCUUGUUCUUGCGCUUUAAAAAAAAAUCUACAAUGAAGAAAUGCAGCGAAUACAAAGAAACGACUGUGCCUGGGGAUUUUAAAUUAAAUGCACUGACUGACAGAGGCAAAAACUGAAAGCAGAUUUAACUCAACGAAAUAAAUCGCACAGGAUUUGAAACAGAGGAUUCUUUAAACAUUGGUCACAAGAAUAAAGUUGCACUUAAGCAAUGUUCGAAUUCAGAUCCUUAUUAAACAUGUAUCCAGGAGUGAACUGAAGAUCUUAUCGUCUGGCAGCCUCUGGGUCAGAGUGACAGAAACAUGGGAUGGCUGUCUCUUCCAAUCACAGCAAUGACUCUUUCGCUUCAGCGGUACAAGAAGCAUCCGAACGUGAUUUCUUGGCUUUUUUACCCGGGUCGCCCUAUGACAGAAAUGCAAUGUUUAACAGAACGAAUCAAUCUUGGGGCGACCUUCUGAAAUAUCUGGAUCUGGAAAAGCCCGACUUUAUGGGCGAUGGUUCGGCAAUUGUAAGAAUAAUCAUUUCUGUGGUGUACUCUGUCGUGUGCGCUUUAGGACUUGUGGGUAACAUACUAGUCUUGUACCUGAUGAAAUCCAAACAGGGAUGGAAAAAAUCUUCUAUUAACCUGUUCGUUACCAGCCUGGCUGUGACAGACUUUCAGUUCGUGCUGACCUUGCCAUUCUGGGCGGUGGAGAAUGCUUUGGAUUUCACCUGGCUGUUCGGCAAAGCCAUGUGUAAGAUCGUGUCCUAUGUGACGGCUAUGAAUAUGUACGCCAGUGUGUUCUUCUUGACCGCUAUGAGUGUGGCCAGGUAUUGGUCAGUCGCGUCUGCGCUGAAAACAAAGCGAAGACCCCGUGGCUGUUCUGCCAAGUGGAUGAGCGUCCUGAUCUGGGUAUCCGCGGUUCUCGCUGCCCUGCCACACGCAAUUUUUUCCACGACGUCUAAAGUGUCGAAUGAAGAACUGUGCUUGGUCAAGUUCCCCGAUCGGAAUGGCGAUGUGCAGUUUUGGCUGGGGCUUUACCACACUCAGAAAGUACUGCUGGGCUUUGUGAUCCCUUUAGUGAUCAUCACGGUGUGUUACCUUCUCCUUCUGCGCUUUAUCACAAACACGAACGUUAACACGUCCAGUACCAAAAGAAGAUCCAAAGUGACCAAAUCGGUGACAAUUGUCGUCCUCUCCUUUUUUCUUUGCUGGCUGCCUAACCAGGCGUUGACUGCAUGGGGCAUCCUCGUCAAGCUAAAUGUUGUCCAUUUCAGCUACGAAUACUACACCACCCAGGCUUAUAUUUUUCCAAUAACGGUAUGUUUAGCUCACUCCAAUAGCUGCCUAAAUCCCAUUUUGUAUUGUUUAAUGAGACGAGAGUUUCGAAAGGCGUUAACCAAUCUCUUCUGGAAGAUUACCUCGCCAUCUGUCACUAAUAUGCGCCCUUUUACCGCAACGACCAAGCCGGAAAAUGACUACCACGGUAAUGCUGUGGUCCCGUUAACCCCCGUGGAUCCCGGUUUAGUGUUUUACCCACCUGGUGUGGUCCUGUAUAACGGAAGAUAUGACCUCUUGCCCAACUCGUCAGCAGAGCAGCGCUACUAACUUUAUCGAAGUUUGUCUUGGCGACACAGAAUCGACUUGAGCGACCCCACCGGGGAUGUGCAAUCAGAAGUGCGUAAGCCGCAGAAUGAAGUGGAAGGAAGAGAGUCGAUGGAGGACAGGUACGAGAACAGAAUGAAAGGGAAAAAAAGAAAAAGACUGGAGCGGAUCGGUCUUCGGUAGCCUCCGCUCACACUUUGAGACUUAUGACGGGUACCGUGGAGAAGAGAAGCGAGACUUUACCUACCACCAGGGCUUCUUUGUUAAAAACAUUGCUUUAUAAAAUAAAGCGCCGAUUUGUCACUUUAUUUCCAAUGAGAAUAAACAUCAACAUCAGUAA
Molecule: messenger RNA, 2473 nt
Organism: Erpetoichthys calabaricus (reedfish)
Lineage: Eukaryota; Metazoa; Chordata; Cladistia; Polypteriformes; Polypteridae
Gene: rxfp3
Product: relaxin family peptide receptor 3
Exons: 1
Coding region: 856-2136 (426 amino acids)
Biological process (GO): G protein-coupled receptor signaling pathway; immune response
Cellular component (GO): membrane
Molecular function (GO): G protein-coupled receptor activity
Source: RefSeq, a predicted model, not a curated record